Messenger RNA from Dendronephthya gigantea, 3466 nucleotides. RefSeq lists its product as uncharacterized. Gene Ontology annotation, molecular function: calcium ion binding. The record is from RefSeq and is a predicted model, not a curated record. Lineage: Eukaryota; Metazoa; Cnidaria; Anthozoa; Malacalcyonacea; Nephtheidae. Bases 74 to 3457 code for a protein of 1127 amino acids. Gene Ontology annotation, cellular component: extracellular matrix. The transcript has 13 exons.
AAAUGGCCUAGUAACAUGUACAAAAUCAUUAACGGUGAUUUUACCAAGGGUAACCAUCAAACUCCAGAGGGGCAUGACGUGGGUUAAUAGUGAAGAGGUCACGUUGCCAGUUAACAGCUACCCGGGCGUCGACAUCAGUGAACACGAAGAUCAAACAUUGGUCACAAGUGAUUAUGGUGUGAAAGUAUUUUGGAACAAUGUCUACAACGUACGAGUGGUUGUUGGAGGUCGAUACUUAAACAGAACAUCAGGUUUAUGUGGUUAUUAUAGCGAAAUGAAAUAUGAUGAUUUCUGGACGUCUUAUGGAACAAUCGCAACUGAUCCAGUAGAGUUUGGAAAUUCUUGGAAAGGCGAUCCUACAUGUGAAAAUGCAACUACAGUGGACCACCCAUGUGACGCCAAUUUAGAGAGAAGAUUGAUAGCACGAGAGAAUUGUUCAACAUUACUUAAACCACCCUUCAGUAAUUGUUCCAGUUAUAUCAAUGCAACUGAAGAAGGAUAUAUUGCAGAUUGUGAAUAUGAUAUGUGUGCUUGUGAAGAUGAUCCUGUUGUUUGUUAUUGUCAAGCUCUUGAAGCGUAUGCUGAUGAUUGUUCACCCCAUGUUGAUAUAAAAUGGAAGGAAUUAAAUGAAUCUGCAAUUUGUCGUACCCCAUGUGCAAGUGCACCAUGCUACAAUGGAGGAAGCUGUACAAAUCUUGGCUAUUCAGCUUUUGAAUGUAAAUGUCCUGUUGGAUAUCUGGGUGAAAGAUGUGAAAUUAAAGAUCGCUGCCAAAUACCAUACCUAUAUUUCUCAACAUCAGUUGGGACACGGAUGUAUAACAUAGAAAACACUUCAAAUAUCCCAACCAUCGUCGACGAUAGAGUAAACGCGUUGUUGUCUUUUGACGCCAUAAACAAACGGUUGUACCUUUAUAUUCAGUCUGAGGGAUUGACAAGUUUCUAUUUGGAUGGUUCCAAUUCUACUACAACGUUAGUCACGGGUGUAGAGUUUUUCACCGUGGAUGGCAGGAAUAAUUUGGUAUAUUACUACUAUACAAUUACAAAGAAAAUAAAAACAAUCAACAUGACAACUGGAGAAGAAGGUGACGUUGAUGACGCUUUAUCAUCUUUGACCAGCAUCAAGGAUCUUGAAAUGGACAUGACUAAUGGCUACCUCUACAUUGCAAGAGCAAAUGAUCCUCCAAUCGUGCGUUUUAAUCCAGCAGAUAAAUCAAUAUUGGAGUUCAAUUUUGAUGGCUCAGCGCAGUCAAUUUCUGUGGAUGAGUACAAUAACGUCAUUUACUGGGCAAACUAUGAUGGAAUCAAUCACAAUGUUAUGAAAACUAUGCUCAAUAAGCAAACGGUUGCUUUGAAUAUUUCAUAUCCAGACGUAAUUGAUUUGACUUCGGACAUGCUUCAUUUGCAUGUCUUGGACACCAGCAACAAGCGCAUUGACAAAUAUUUGAAAACAUCGCUUGAAAAGCAAGGAAAUAUGACUUAUGAAUAUACAAUUUAUGAUUUAGUGGUUGCAUAUGACUCAGAUGAAUGUUGCCUUGAUGCAGCUGCUGCCUGUCCCGCUAAAUUUUCAUGCAUUAACACACUUGGAAACUUUGUCUGUGUUUGCAGUGAAGGAUAUGUUAAAAAUGGCAGUGAUUGCGAAGCUACCCCAUGCUUAAGUAACCCAUGCCUAAAUGGAGGAAUUUGUACAGACGUUGGUGACUCAUUUGAAUGUGAAUGUCCUUCUGAAUAUCGUAGUGAUAGAUGCGAAAUCGAAGUGGAAGCAACGUGUGUAACUUUUGGAGAUCCUCAUUAUAAAACAUUCGAUGGAAAACGUUUUGACUUCAUGGGUAAAUGCGAAUAUGUUCUGGCUAAAGACAGAGUAAACAACACAUUUGAAAUAAGACAAGAAAAUGAACCUUGUGGAAAUGGACUGGUGACAUGUACGAAAUCAAUAACAGUCAUCUUCAGGGGUUUAAUAAUCAAACUUCAGAGAGGAGUGACUAAUGUGAAUGGUGGAGAUAUCAGCUCGUCGACAAACUACGGGGCUGUAAACAUUACAAUUCACAGCAAUGGUAGGACCGUCGUGACAAGUGAUUAUGGUGUAACUGUGUUUUGGAACAAUGUUUACAAUGUUCGAGUAAUAAUUGGAGGUCAUUACGUUAACAGAACAUCAGGUUUAUGUGGUUAUUAUAACGAAAUAAAAUAUGAUCAUUUCUGGACGUCUUACGGAACAAUCGUAACUGAUCCAGUAGAGUUUGGAAAUUCUUGGAAAGUCGACCCUACAUGUGAAAAUGCAACUACAGUGGACCACCCAUGUGACGCCAAUCCAGAGAGAAGAUUGAUAGCACGAGAGAAUUGUUCAGCAUUACUUAAACCACCCUUCAGUAAUUGUUCCAGUUAUAUCAAUGCAACUGAAGAAGGAUAUAUUUCAGAUUGUGAAUAUGAUAUGUGUGCUUGUGAAGAUGAUCCUGUUGUUUGUUAUUGUCAAGCUCUUGAAGCUUAUGCCGAUUAUUGCUCUUCCAAAGUCGAAAUAGAUUGGAUGAAUUUAGAUGAAUUCGCCAUUUGCGGUACCCCGUGUGCAAGCACGCCAUGUUAUAAUGGAGGAAGCUGUACAAACGUUGGUAAUUCAUUUGAGUGUAGAUGUCCUGCUGGAUUUCUUGGAGUUAGGUGUGAAAUGGAAGAUGUUAAUAAAUGCGAAUAUGUCUCGUGUGGUUUUAAUGCAAACUGUUCAAACGCUAAUGGUUCAUAUCUUUGUGAAUGUCAAACUGGAUAUGAAGGAAAUGGAACAAACUGCACAGAUAUCGAUGAAUGUUUGAAAGGUCGAUGCGGUUUCAACGCAAACUGCAAAAACACUGAUGGAUCGUUCUUUUGUGAAUGUCAAAUCGGAUAUGAAGGAAAUGGAACAAACUGUAAAACUAAAAUAUCAUCUAAUCAGCCAGUUUCACCAGGCAGUAACAUUGGCACUGGCGUUAUUGUUGGAAUAGUAGUUGCAGCGGUGGUUGUUUUGGUUGCAGGCGUGUUCAUUGUUGUUUGUUGUUUCCAUCGAAGAAAACCACAGGUGGAAAAAACUGAAGACAUCCAUAACAUUAAGAAUGUCGCCUACGAGCCUGACACGGAAGCGGGUAACAAUCCAGACUCGAGCUCUCAAUUCGAAGAACCGAAAUAUGCAGAGCUAAACCUUUCUAAAAUGGACCCAAUUGAUGCAAACUAUCAAAGUUUGAUUGCUAAAGGUCGAUAUGCGGCAGACCAUGAAACAGUCGCGAAUCCUAAUCCGAAAUUUGAAGAACCGGGAUAUACAGAACUUGACAAUUCGAAAAGAGAUCGUAUUGGUGAGGAUUAUCAAAGUUUAGUUACUGAAGGUUAUGAGCCUCUUCACAAGAGUCCUUAUGAAGACGUCAAAGCGUAUGCUUCAUUGAACCAGAAUAGCAAUCCAGGAAAUGAAGCUUCCAAUGAUUCCGUGUACGAAGAAUUACCCUGAUGUAUAUGA